Paramormyrops kingsleyae is the source of this 2436-nucleotide messenger RNA. It is a transcript of the gene nfkbil1, whose product is annotated as nuclear factor of kappa light polypeptide gene enhancer in B-cells inhibitor-like 1. Gene Ontology annotation, molecular function: protein binding. NCBI's taxonomy places the organism in Eukaryota, Metazoa, Chordata, Actinopteri, Osteoglossiformes, Mormyridae. Gene Ontology annotation, biological process: negative regulation of canonical NF-kappaB signal transduction. The record is from RefSeq and is a predicted model, not a curated record.
AAAGCACAACAAGCAAUUUCCCUCCGGAUGCAUUUUCUGGCUGCACCAUGUUAGUGUUGAUGCUAGAAACUAACAUAAUCAGUCAAGAGUUUUGGAAGAAAAACGUUUUACUUUGUAGAAAAAAGCUGGCUUCUUACAGAGACGUAUAUGCAGUAUUAAUUUAGAUUUUAAAACUAUUAUUUUGUUUAAACCAUACGGUUCACAAACAUAUGGGAGUCCUUGCAUCCGACUAUGGUGUCCUCAAGGCAGAAACGUGUCCUGCGAUACGUGGAAGAAGGAAACCUGCUGAAGCUGAAGUCCUACCUUCGGAAACAUCCAGACACGGAGCUGAAUUUUCAACACGGCAGGAAGCGCAGGAGCCCCCUUCACCUCGCCUGUGGGCUGAGGAAUGAUGCGGUGCUCAGGCUGCUACUGGAGAGAGGGGCGGACGCGCUGCAGAGGGACCGGCGCGGGAACACGGCCCUGCACAUCGCAGCCAGCAGGGCUCUCAAACAUGGCCAGACGGCCUACAACGACCUUGUGAUUCCACUGCAAAAGUAUUGCCCUGUUGCUAUGGAUAUGCCAAACUAUGCUGGAGUCACACCCCAGGAUCUGCUGGAGCAGAUGAAAGCAGAGCAGGUGUGUGUAUUUGGGAGAGCAAGGGAAUGUCAGUUGCAUGAUCUACCACAAGAGGGGAGCAGUCAAGCUAAAUUGGACUCAGAAUCUCAGUGGAGGGAGAAGUUACUUGGCGAAUGUCAAGAUGAGUUUUUUGAGGCUUACGGGCAUUAUGAUGAUGAGUCUCUCGGGGACGGUGUGGACCCUGAGGACUUUGGACAGUGGGCAGACCGGAUCUGGCGGGAAUAUCAUGGCAAGCGGAGAGCCGAAGCACGGCGGCGAGUGGAAUCGGAGGAGCAGAGAGUGAGGCGGAGGAGGCGGCCGGAGAACACGGACGCGGAGGCGGGGAGGGAGCUGCAGACGCGGCUGGAGCGCGAGCAUGCAGAGUAUGUGGAGCGGGCGGCGCGCAAGACCGAGGAGGUGCUGCGGGGGAGGAGGCGGCGGUACGAGGAGCGCUGUGCGGUGGCACUGGGGAGCGACGGCCAGGAGGAGCUGGGUUAUGCUGACAUCCCCUGGCCCCUGCCCCACGGCUCCGUGUCGGACAUGGUUGCGGUGAUGCUGCACGGCGCCGAGCGUGGUGACCCCGCCGCCUUCCGCCGGCUGCUGCGCCGCCAGCAGGCCCUCUGGCAUCCUGACAAGUUCACCCAGCGCUGCGGCGGCCGGCUGCGGGAGGCCGAGCGCCAGCGCAUACUUGACACGGUCACUGCACUGUCGCAGGAGCUCAACCGGCUCGCACAGAGCGUCAGGUGACCUGGACACCAGCAGGUUAGUGAUCUUGGACUAUCCUGGAUUUCUUGUAGAAAUUUUAGAUGGAGACUUUGGUUCUUAUAUGAAGAGAAUAUUGUUUUUGUACUUGGUAAAGAAAAACUACAGUAUCUCGGCUCUGUAUGCCAUCUCCGCUUUACCGCUGGAGGAGAGCACACCCACAUCAGCGGGUGUGCCAGCAGUGAGCACUGAUGAACUAUUUCUUGCAAUCUUUUUCUAACCUUUGCAGAAUGUUCUAUCUUAGGCUUUUGUGACUGUGCUUAGCUUUCUGGGUAAUUAGUUCCUCUGUCAUGUCAAGGUACGAACGGUUAGUAAAACAAAGGUGGGUUUCAUUUUUGUGCAUCGAUGGGAUUACCUCUUUGCAGCAUAUUGUUUUUUUUAUUGUUCAGCCCCCCCUAGUGUGUGUGCAAGUAAAAAAUAACUCUAAACAGAACAGUUUGUGGCUCACAUACCUUUAGCUUACAUCUAUAGAAUCACAUCAUUCCAUUUUCUUGCCAUGUCUUUCCCGCUAUGGACAGCACUUUCAGCUGUGCACCCACCCUGCGUCCCUCACCUGAUCGCUGAGCUUCUGCAACCCCAACAGUCAGCUGGGUCACUGGCUGAAGGACGUCCCCUGAGUCAAAUGACUUCCGUCACCACAGGAGGACAUGGGCAGUGAGGGACUGGAGGUGAUCAGUCUCCAGCGGCCGUGGGUGUAGCAGCCGAGCGACCCGGUGCUGCCCUGGGGGGGGGGGGCUUUUGAGAAGCACGCCGCCCUCCUGUCCAGAUUCUGUCGGUACCCCAGUGGUGCCCAGCACCUGCUGCAGCUGCUGUGGUCCUGCGGCGGUGCAUGAUGCGAAGGGAGCAGGGAACGUCGGGGCAGCAAAGACUUUGGGGAAACACUUUUGGUGGUUUUAUUGGACCGGCAGCAACCAGGACACAGAACUGUCACUAUUGUGACGCCUGUCCCACCCACCAGGGUCAGAGUCCUGAGUGUCAGUGUUCUGUAAAUCGUGGACUUCCUCUGUUCGUGUGGCUGCAUGUUGCAUCUGGCAGUGCGCGGUUAAUAAACACGGAACAUCCCUUCCUUUUUAUAAG